Molecule: messenger RNA, 1236 nt
Organism: Monoraphidium neglectum
Lineage: Eukaryota; Viridiplantae; Chlorophyta; Chlorophyceae; Sphaeropleales; Selenastraceae
Exons: 3
Coding region: 1-1236 (411 amino acids)
Cellular component (GO): Golgi apparatus
Molecular function (GO): antiporter activity
Source: RefSeq, a predicted model, not a curated record
AUGGGGGCCGCGCUCGGGCCGAAGGCCGUCGCCACCGCCAGCGCGGCCGCGGCAGCUGCCGCGCUCGACAGGCAGGUCGCCCUGUCAGCGUUCGCGGCGCUGUUCUACGGCACCUGCUCCAUUGGCCUGGUCAUGAUCAACAAGUGGGCCUUCAUCCUAUUCCCAUUGACGAACCUGGUCCUGCUGCUGCAGCUCGCGCUCACCCUGGCCGUCUUCGCCGCCCAGCGGGCCGCUGCGCCGUCGGCGGCGUUCCCGGCGUGGAGCGGCGCCGCGGCGCGGUCCGCGGCGCCGCUGUCGGCGCUCUACCUGGGGAACGUUGUGUUCAGCCUGUUGUCGCUGAAAGGUUUGAACCUCCCGAUGUACCUCGUCCUCCGCCGCAACACCCCCCUCGUGGUGCUGCUGCUCAAGCGCGCCGUUCGAGGUUACUGGCCGUCGCCCCAGAUCAUAGCCUCCGUCGCCACCGUCUGCGCCGGCUCUGUCGUCGCGGGGUUCAAUGAUCUGGAGGGCGAGCUCAAGUCGUACUGCUUCGCGGCGGUGUCCUGUCUGCUGCAGGCCGCGUACAUGCUCGCAAUCGAGGUGCGGUCAAGGGGCCACGCCCGCCCGCCGCCGAGGGGCGACGCAGACGGCGGCGACGCGAGCGGCGAUGCCGAGGCCGGCGGCGGCAAGGCGGCGGCGGCGGCGCCGCCGCCGCAGCAGCAGCAGCAGCCCGUCGCGCUUUCCGAGGGAGAGAUGCUGCACUACAACGCGCUGCUCAACCUGCCCUUCGUCCUCGCGAUCUGCGCCGCGACGGGCGAGUUGUCCGGCGCGCGCUCGGCGGCAGCGGCGGCGGUGGCCAAGGCGUCGGCCUUCGAGCUGGUUCUCGCGCUGCUGGGCUGCGCCGGGGGCGGGUUCGUGCUGAACUGGAGCAUGAUGCUGUGCACGUCGGUCAACAGCGCGUUGACCACCACGAUCGUGGGGGUGCUGAAGGGUGUGAUAGGUACGAUCGUCGGCUUCUUUGUUCUGGGGGGCGCCAAGAUGCGGCCGAGCGGCGUCGCCGGCGUCGCCCUGAACACUUUAGGCGGGAUUCUGUAUUCGUAUUUCAAAUGGCAGGAAAAGGCGGCUGCCAAGCGCGCAACCGGGCCGUUGGACGACGGCGGCAGCGACGCAGGGGCAGGGGCGGGGGACGAGGCGGCGCCGCUGCUGGGUGGCGCGGCGGAGGGGGCGGCGCGGCGGCGGAGGGACGCCGACGGCGCGUGA